This is a messenger RNA of Hibiscus syriacus, 570 nucleotides long. RefSeq lists its product as uncharacterized. The transcript has 2 exons. The record is from RefSeq and is a predicted model, not a curated record. NCBI's taxonomy places the organism in Eukaryota, Viridiplantae, Streptophyta, Magnoliopsida, Malvales, Malvaceae. The coding region runs from base 1 to 570 and encodes 189 amino acids.
AUGUAUUGGGCCCGCCUUGUUCACCGGAUUCUGAUGGAGGAGAUCGAAACCGAAUUGGGCAGGUUCCUUACAACAGGGAUGGUUAAUUUUCAGGCCAUGCAAAUUACCUUGGCAAAUGUUUGGCACCCUAUUGGGGGAAUCUCAAUUUUUAAAUUGGGAGAUGAUCGUUUCUUGUUCCGGCUAUAUCAUGAGGUCGAUGUGGAUCGAUUGGAAUAUGAAGAUUCGCAUUUACUUAUUUUGCAUCGCUUGCAGGUAGGAGAAAAUCAGAUGCUGGUAGCGUUGGAGAAGGUAGACUUUUGGAUCAUAGUCAAUGACUUAAUCGUGGGAUAUAUUUUGGAACAAGUAGCGCAACAGUUUGGACAUUUCCUUGGUUCCUUUAUUGAAUAUGAUGCCUCUGUUGUUACUCUGGGGUAUAAAGGUUCUAUUCGGAUUAGGGUUAAAGUUGACAUUCAGAAGCCCUUGAGGAGGAAGAAGAAGCUUUCGUUGGCAAAUGGGUCAUUUGCUUAUGUCUCUUUCCAAUACGAGAAGCUUCGUCUCUUCUAUUUUUUGUGGAAAGUUAGGUCAUGGUGA